This is a messenger RNA of Arvicola amphibius (Eurasian water vole), 2081 nucleotides long. RefSeq names its product GA binding protein transcription factor subunit beta 2 (gene Gabpb2). Lineage: Eukaryota; Metazoa; Chordata; Mammalia; Rodentia; Cricetidae. Gene Ontology annotation, biological process: positive regulation of transcription by RNA polymerase II. The record is from RefSeq and is a predicted model, not a curated record. Gene Ontology annotation, cellular component: nucleus. The coding region runs from base 418 to 1656 and encodes 412 amino acids. The transcript is spliced from 8 exons. Gene Ontology annotation, molecular function: transcription cis-regulatory region binding; protein binding.
AGCCACGUAAUCAAUGAUCCUGCGCCUCGCUAAGUAGUCCCGUUCAGGAUGCCCUCGGUACACGCUUUUCAAGCUCAAGAGGUUCUCAGUAGGAAGAAGUCGGCCUCAGAGGUGCGUUGCGGUUUUGACAGAAAGGCAAAGUGGGUUUUCUAACCCAUUUCAUCCGGAUUCCUCCGCCAGGAGGCAUAGUCACCGGGUCUCCACUUCCGGGUCCGCCAUUUUAUUGCCUCCAUUUCUCCGCGAGGGGGGGGGGAAGGUCCCCCAAAUAUGCAUAUGUGAAAAGGCCAAAAAGUGACCGCCGCUGGCAAGGAGUCUUAACUUGAGAAAGAAACGGGACCAAGCUGGCGGGCCCAGUAAGAGCGAAGCGGGCAGCGCUCCGGAAGAGCUCCCUGGAUACUUUUGUUCCUAUGCAUAAAGAUGUCUCUGGUGGAUUUGGGGAAGAGGCUGCUGGAAGCUGCAAGAAAAGGCCAAGAUGAUGAAGUGAGAACGCUGAUGGCAAACGGGGCCCCGUUCACCACAGAUUGGCUUGGAACAUCACCUCUUCACCUUGCAGCCCAGUAUGGCCAUUAUUCCACAGCAGAAGUGCUCCUUCGAGCAGGCGUUAGCAGGGAUGCCCGGACCAAGGUGGACAGGACCCCCCUGCAUAUGGCUGCAGCUGAUGGGCACGCACACAUCGUGGAGCUGCUGGUUAGGAGCGGUGCGGACGUGAAUGCCAAGGACAUGCUGAAGAUGACCGCACUACACUGGGCCACAGAGCACCACCAUCGAGAUGUUGUCGAGUUACUUAUCAAAUACGGAGCUGAUGUCCAUGCUUUUAGCAAAUUUGACAAGUCUGCCUUUGACAUAGCACUGGAGAAAAACAAUACUGAGAUUCUGGUCAUCCUUCAGGAAGCAAUGCAGAAUCAGGUGAGCAUCAACCCCGAGAAAGCCAACCCAGUGACCAACCCUGUGACUGUGGCUGCUCCAUUCAUCUUCACCUCUGGAGAGGUCGUUAACCUCGCUGGCUUUGUUUCUUCAGCCAACACCAAAGCACCCGCAGCUAAUUUAGAGGAAAUCGAAGAAGGAAAUUCACUUGACUCAUCAAUCCAGCAAGUGGUGGGGAGUGGCGGCCAGAGGGUCAUCACCAUAGUGACUGAUGGAGGCCCUCUGGGUAAUAUCCAAACCUCACUCCCUACUGGAGGCAUUGGCCAGCCCUUUAUUGUAACUAUGCAAGAUGGACAGCAAGUUCUAACUGUGCCUGCUGGUCAGGUUGCAGAGGAGACAAUAAUUGAAGAGGAAGAAGAGGAAGAAGAGAAGUUGCCAUUGGCAAAGAGACCAAGGAUGGCAGAGAUAACAAACAGUAUUGAGGAAAGCAAGGAAGGCAGCGAAAGAGAGCUACUGCAGCAGCAGCUCCAGGAGGCCAAUCGAAGAGCCCAGGAGUACAGACACCAGCUUCUCAAGAAAGAGCAGGAGGCAGAACAGUACCGUCUCAAGCUGGAGGCCAUGGCGCGACAGCAGCCCAACGGUGUUGAGUUCACCGUGGUUGAGGAGGUAGCUGAAGUGGAUGCUGUAGUAGUGACAGAAGGGGAAAUAGAAGAAAGAGCAGCAGAAGUGAUGAAGUCAGGAAGAACCACAGAGCCUCACACUAGUGUUUCCAUAGAAACCGUUUCAUCUUAACACGCAAAGACCACAACUUGCACUCAUUCAUCUUAUUUUUAAGAAGAAAAUACAGAGGGCAAGCAUUGUGUACAAAUUAAGACUCUUUAAGAAGGGAACAGUAGCAGGGCUCAGGGCCUGGGCCAGGAACGCUGUAUGUGCAUCUGGAGACUCAGAGCCACGUUAGGGGCAUCCAGGGACCAAAGGACCAGGACCAAAUCUCUCAGCUCGCGUCAUUGCUUUAAACAGAGUACUGAGCAUUGCGGGUUGAUAUUUUUUAUAAAAAUAAUUAACUUUAUAUUAAAAGAUUUUAAGAUAAUACUUGUAAUACAUAUACACCAAGAGCCUUUAAUAAUUAUUCCUGAGAUUUCCAAGUGAUCUGAAGUUUGCCUUAGGUUUAUGAACUGCUACAGUUGUAGGAAGACUCUUGGAGAGAGGAAAAGAUG